AUGACUGAAUUAUAUGGCGGUACAAUUUCAAUUACCCAAUUACCAUCUACAUUCAUAGAUGUAUCAAAAAUAAGACAAGUACCAGACAAUCAAGAAGUAUUCAUAAAUCAAAACCCCACUGAGAAUGCAAAUUUAGAUAAAUCAUUAAUAUUCGAUAUUUUAGAGAAAUUAGAUAAUGAUUAUUCAGAAGCUAUUGUUGAGCAUUUAUCAGACAUAUACCCAAAUUCUGAGUCAAGUAAACUCAUCGAAAAAUUAGAAAGUGAUGAUGGGAGUGAAAGAUUUAUAAGUUUUUUGAAAUUUAAACCUGAGUAUACUAAAAUUGAACCAAAUCAACCACUUGAGAUUGUCAGUUUGAUUGGAUUAGUUAGAUUAGAUAAAGUUGAUACUGAUAUACUUGUGCAGUAUAAUGUCCCGCAUGAUAGGGACGUGGAGACCUAUAAUGAAGAGGAUUAUAGGUUGUUUAAAGAGAUAAUUGAAAGUUUCAAUAUCGUUGAUUGGAAUUUAUUCGGUUGA
This is a messenger RNA of Insectozyma verbasci, 513 nucleotides long. Lineage: Eukaryota; Fungi; Ascomycota; Pichiomycetes; Serinales; Debaryomycetaceae. The record is from the annotation of a GenBank genome assembly.